UGACGUAACAAGAAUGUCAUUUUGGUAUCAACGCGUAUGUAGUAUUUAAUAUUUUUUGCUAAAUUUUUAUUGUAAGAUGCCGAAAUAUUACAGGUUCAGAGCGACGACGCCCACUCGGAAGCCAAAACGAUGCAGAGACAAGGAAAAGGAAACGGAAAUACAGAAAAUCAAAAUAGACGCUGAAAGAAAUUGGCUGGAUGUGACACUAGCUUGCACACCAGCGCCCUCCUGGUAUCUACGGCGUACCUCAUGGCGGGAGAGUCCGCCAUUAAUGGGUCUUCCACGGGAAUUAGCUGCGGGUCUCCGAGCAUCAGUUCAAUUAAGCAACCGCCCUAUCUUCGUCUUCAAGAUCCCAUCAAGUACACUCCCUCCGGAUAUGAAUGUUCUCUAAGAUUUCAGAAUUCGAAUUCAAAAUUAUAAGUAUGUCAUUCACCUUAUUACCUUAUAGAAAUGUUAAAGGGUGGUGGUAGUUUGUAAAGGGUUUUAAUGUCCAUCAUGUUUGUAAUUCCGUGCUAAAUAAAAAUAUAUUACUAAA
Achroia grisella is the source of this 535-nucleotide messenger RNA. RefSeq lists its product as uncharacterized. The coding region runs from base 77 to 391 and encodes 104 amino acids. The transcript has 2 exons. The record is from RefSeq and is a predicted model, not a curated record. Lineage: Eukaryota; Metazoa; Arthropoda; Insecta; Lepidoptera; Pyralidae.